AUGGGGCUCCUCUCUAAACUAUCCAAGCCGUUUCGCGGAUAUCAUCAAUUUUACGCAGUUGAUUCUUCAUCGGCCAGUGAUGAUGAACUCGAAGACAAAUACGAAGAACACAUGCUGAUGCACGAACGUCUCAAGAGAAAGGCAGUGACAACCAAGUCUCGUAUCUGGAUCCUGUGGACUAUGGCGAAUCUAAUUAUUCUUGGAUUCACUGUGUCUAUGAUCCUGACGUCUCACUGCCAGCUGUACCCGGAGAGGAAUGCAGACCUGCGACCGAUUUCAUGGUGGUCACCAAUUCUCGACGCUAUCGAGAUCCCUACCUACGAAACUACACUCAACGGAACGUUCUUUCCCAAACCAGAGGUGUCGAUUGCACGCGAAGAGCCCGGUCCGAAGAAUGACGCUGAUUGGGAGCAAUAUGAGAUCAUCCGCACGCAUAUUGUUUCGCGUGAAGAUAUCUUGAGGUUGGGGAAGGACCCUGAUACUGUGAUGCGCUUUGACGAUGAUUAUUGGGGGUUUGGCGAUGAUGCUUAUAUGGUUCAACUGGACAUCAUGCACCAGGUCCAUUGCCUGAAUGUACUGCGCAAAGCCGCAUUCCACGACUAUCCCGGAUACAUCCCGACUGGUGCUCAUUCGGAUACUAAUAACAGCCACGCGAGCAAGUGGACACAUUUGGGCCACUGUGUUGACAUACUGCUACAAAAUAUCCAGUGCAAUGCCAACACCGAGGUACUCACUUUGGCCUGGGUGGAAGAUCGCGCAGAGCCGUGGCCUGAUUUCAGUGUCAACCGCAAAUGUAGAGAUUUCGAUGCCAUAUAUAAGUGGCAGCUAGAGAACUCCGUGGAAGUUGAAAAGUUCGAUGAUAUGCCAAUUCCCAAAGAUGCUUAUGUGUGGCCUGCACCUUGGGUGAACCGGGAGUCUGAACUCGGGGAGAAAUUGGGUAAACACCACAAGCAAGAGGGGGUUCUAGGGCAAGGUGGACACCAACAUUCUGACGGACACCAUUAG
Molecule: messenger RNA, 1005 nt
Organism: Aspergillus pseudotamarii
Lineage: Eukaryota; Fungi; Ascomycota; Eurotiomycetes; Eurotiales; Aspergillaceae
Product: oxidase ustYa family protein
Exons: 3
Coding region: 1-1005 (334 amino acids)
Biological process (GO): mycotoxin biosynthetic process
Source: RefSeq, a predicted model, not a curated record